AUGCACCAACUAGUCGAGCAGUUUAUAAAAUUGAAGCCUCCUAAGUUUGACGGUAGAGGCAAUCUUGAGGGUGCAUCGUUGUGGGUGGAGGAAUUAGAAAAAGCUUUUGAAGUCUUGGGAUGUACAGAUGAGGAGAAAGUAACAUUAGCCGUCUAUCAAUUGCAAGAAAAUGCAAAUGAUUGGUGGAAAGCCACCAGAGGAAUGAUAUUCUCGAAUGGUACAGCCCGAACUUGGGCGAUGUUCGUGGAAGCCUUUAAUGAUAAAUAUUUUUCUAAGAGUGCCCGGGAACAAAAAUUAUCUGAAUUUAUGAGGUUGCAUCAGGGGCAGAGAACGGUGGAUCAGUACGAGGCCGAAUUUGCUCGGUUGUCAAAGUUCGCCCCUAAGAUGGUCGAGGACCCGUUGGAUAGGGCUCGAAGGUUCCGAGAUGGCUUGGAACCGGACUUUCGCAGCCAAAUGAUUCCAUUAAAUCUGAGAGGGUAUAACGAGAUUUAUGAUAGGGCUCAAGCAAUUGAGCGAGACUUGGCGGAUAGGGCCGCCGCUUCUGGGUCGAGGUUUACCCAAGGUAGGGACAAUCAUCAAUUAGGAAAGAGGCCAAUGACGGGUAAUAGACGUUUUGUCCCUCCGGCUAGAAGGAAUUGGAUUGACCCCGAAUUUGUGCCGGAGGAUGAGUCUGAUGAGGAGCCUGUUGAAGAGGAGCGGGAUGAGGUUCCGGCGGAAUCGGGUGAUAUAGACCACCCGAUCGUGAUCGAUGCUGAGCCGGAGUCUUCAAAGGAGCAGACAGUCCAGGGGGACUCAGACUCAAGCGCUGAAGAAUCAGACUCGGAAUGGACGCCAAGUAGAGGGCGUAGGGGUUAG
Syzygium oleosum is the source of this 855-nucleotide messenger RNA. RefSeq lists its product as uncharacterized. The record is from RefSeq and is a predicted model, not a curated record. Bases 1 to 855 code for a protein of 284 amino acids. NCBI's taxonomy places the organism in Eukaryota, Viridiplantae, Streptophyta, Magnoliopsida, Myrtales, Myrtaceae. The transcript has 2 exons.